Messenger RNA from Harmonia axyridis, 5271 nucleotides. Its product is annotated as mucin-4. The transcript has 4 exons. Bases 156 to 5099 code for a protein of 1647 amino acids. NCBI's taxonomy places the organism in Eukaryota, Metazoa, Arthropoda, Insecta, Coleoptera, Coccinellidae. The record is from RefSeq and is a predicted model, not a curated record.
CACUGCUGUAGCAAAGACUUUCUUCAAAGUUGAAGGAACGCGCCUCGUAUCGUUUUAAGUUUCAUAAGUAGAUCGCGACAGGCAGUGACUGUGAUGUGAUAUAGUGCAGUGGUGCAGCAGUAUAGACGCACUCAGAUCGUGGAUUAUUUUACGAAAUGGUUUUCUACAAAUUAUGGUUAAUAUUCGUUAUCUGCUGCAUAUUACUUGCCUUGACCACAUGUGAAGACAAUGAUCCUGCCCUCGACACCAGCGAUUGGAUUCCAAUAGUACCAGAUAAUACCAAAGCAAAGGCUAGAGAAAACACAUCAUCUGAUAGAAUAUUGAAUAUAGACUCAUCAGGCGAUGAAUUUUUGGUUGAUGAAAAAUUGGCAGUAAAAAAAUCCUACAAUGCGCCAUAUAAACUAAGAAAAAACUCUCAUAUCAAAAGAUCACCGAAUCAGAGAACAAGAAUUAAAUUGGAGCAACCUUAUAGAUACGAAAACAUUCUUUCACCUCCGCCGAAACAACAACUCAGAGCUUUUCAACAGAAGAGUCCAUACCAACAAUCAUUUGACUUUCAACCUCAAUAUCAGUUGAACCUUCCAAAGCCUAGUCAUAUUGUUACUCAAGAUGCUUACCAACAGUUUCCUCUUCCUUCGAAUCCCUCAAUUUACAACCCAACGAACCUUCAAAAUAUACCCAAAUAUUCGUCUGCUCAACUCGGAAUACAAUAUCAGCAGCCUAAUAUUGUUCAUCAAGUAACUCUCUCCAAUGAUAGCAUUUUCCAACAAUCUGCUCCUGGCUCUAUAAAGCAGGGAUUAUUUGAAAACACUCUAAGCAAGAAUGUCAAUCAGAACAUUGAGGCCUCUACCCAAUUACCCCCAGUAAUUAAAGAUACUGUACAGUUGUUGUACGUGCCUCUAGAACAACUUCAACAAAAACAAGGUAUAAAUUCGGGUAUUUUAGACGAAGCUUUCAAAUCACUGCAACAACAAAAACUUGUAGCUCGACCUCCAACGAUUGAUUCAAAGUCCGAACAGCCUGAGUCAGCCAAAUUAUUUACACAACAGGGUUUCUCUCAACACAAUGUGAAACAACAACAACAGUAUUCUAUAAAACAUGAUCAACCAAUAACAAAAGGGAAUGAAGAAAAUAGACAACAACAAUAUUAUGUCAUUCAAAACGCACCUCUACAGAAUCAAGGAGAGGAACCACGGUAUUACGAGUUACUUUCAAAGAAUCGCGGUGAGUUAAUUCUCCAAAACAAUCCUAGAAUUGUGGAGGUGUCCAAUAAACAAGAGUACCAAGUACAAGCUGAAAAACAACAUAUUGUCGAAUUAACAUCUCCACAACCAAUAUCUAGUCAUCUGAAAAACCAGGAGGGGCAAUUUAGGGAAACCAAAAUUCAAAAUACACGGAAUAACUUAUACAACAAAGAACCUAUCGAGGAACAAUCAUUCAUUGUCCAGAAUCAAGUGUCACAACCUUUUCCAGUAGAAUCUUCAAAACUUCAAUCAUCAUAUAGUGUCCAAAACCAAUAUGAAAAACCUAUCAAUAAUAAUUACUAUCACAGUGAUUUCAAAACUACUGAUCAGCAACUGGGUCUUUCGAGCAUUCAUAAGGAUAUUUCACAACAAAAUUUGAAAGUAAAAGAUUCACAGAAGCAUAUCCAGCAAGGCAAAUCUAUCGAUUUCAAAGAAAAAAAUAUUUCCCACCCACCGAAAACUAGAAAACCUCAUCAGCCUCCCUUAGCUGUUUAUAUGGAAGGAAACUCGGCAGCUGAUGUAGAAGCUGUUUUAGGAACACUAAAAAACGCAAAAUCAAUUGCCGUUCAAGAUCAAUUCCGACCAAAUUCACCCCAAGUUUUUAUAGGUCCCUCAAAUCUAAUUGUACCUGAAGGUUUUGCUAAAUUUCCUUUGCCGUAUCUUUCAAACCUUGACAAUAAUAGAAUUCAGAGGAAGGCUCAACAAUUUCCAUUUUUUGUUGCUCCUAUCAACUAUAAAGAACCAGAAGGUUAUUCCAAAAUUCCUCUACCAUCCCCACAUAUAGGCUCUGUUGUUAUUUCGCAAUUCAAUCAAAAGCAGAUUCCGAAUUAUAGAGAUAAUAGACCAGUAGCAAUAACAAAUUAUAAAUUUGUGAACCCUGCAUUCGAAUCUGUUAUAGAAAAUAAUUCAAACUUCGAUGAGAAUUUGAAUGCUUAUAGUUUAGAUAACGGCAACCCUAGAGAUAAUACGCAAAAAUACUUGAAAGAAAAAACUCUACUUCAACAGAUAACAGGGUUCUCCGGAUCCGACUUUCCUCAACAACAAUAUAAUGCAGAAGAAAUACUUAAUGGAUUCAAUCGAGAACAAGAAACGUUUUCCCUUAAACCUCACUCAAAUCAGGGUCAGUAUUUGGAGGAAGUAUAUCAAAAACCAGAAUCAGGUACCAUUGAGGAAAUACAUCAGGAAACCCCACCCGAAAUCGUUUCUCCUUCCCCUAAUAAACAUAUAACACGAAAAGAACGAGUCAGGGGUAGUAAGAAAAGUAGUAAAAAUCGAGAAGAAACAAGUAUUCCUGAAAAUUCUGAAAAAAAAACUGAGGCCAAAGUCUUAAAUUCUGAAAAUAUAAUUCCUGAAAUUCCAACCCCAAAUAUCGUUCAGGCUCCAGAAAAAGUAGAGAUAUCAUCCCAAAACCCCGUAAAUCAAGAUUUCUUCAAUAGAUUCUCUUCAAAUAAUAAUUUCAAUUUCAAUUACGUCUCCUCUACUCCUGGCUACGCUAUACCAACUCAAAAUAUCUUUGAUGAAUCACCAGCUAACGUAAGAAAACUCAUUCCCAAUACCAAUAAUAAUUCACCUGAUGGAAGUAAUUCUCAAGCAAUAGAUGCUCAAUUCGAGCAAUCUAUUCAGAGUUUACAAAAAAAUAAAAAUAAAGACAUUCCUCAUCAAGAAGAAGAGAGGAUACAUAUAUACAAUCAAUAUGAGCAAUUCGAACUUCCUCCACAAUUAACAGAUAUCAAUCCAAAUUUACCUGGUCUAAUUAACGGGUUGCAGCACCAAAAUCAAUUUACCACUCUAAGGAAUGAAACAGAAUUACCUAUUUCGACAACUCCAUCAGUUACCACCCAAUAUUCAAUUAGAACAACAGAUUUGAUAACACCAACUUCUACUACAACCAAACGUCCAAGGGGAAGAGGAAGAAGUAGAUUCAAUAUGAGAACCACUACUUCAGCUCCGUAUAGAAGAUCUUGUGGAGACAGAAGAAGACCUUGCAAAACAAGCGUUCCAUCUACUAGUGAAACAACAUCUGAUAAGUCUUUUAGUACUAAUAAGUAUCAACCAAUAGAAAAUCAAAGGAUAAAGCCUAGAACAAGACUGCAAAAUACAAUGACAGAUAGGGUUGCUGAUGGAAGUAUCGAAUCGACUUCUCCUUCCCAGCAAUUUUUGCAACCUAGCGCUGUUAUCAACGAAAAUUCUGAGUUGAAAGAUAAUGAUCAAAGAACAAAAACCAUUGGAUUUGUUGAACAAUACCAAAUACAAAAGGUAACCAAACCUGAUGAACUAUCACUACAGGAGAAAGAACACUCAACAUUACGGCAAAUUCCUAUUAUAAAGCCAGACAUAUCGAAACAAGUGAAUGAAGGAGUGACCCAAAAACCCACAGAAACUGAAAGAACUACAAGAAGGAGAGUGAGAGUACGUGGACGUCCCACGAAUAAAUAUGUGUCCACGACUGUUGCACCAAGAUUUUCUUCUACUCCCGAAAACGAGCAAGCUGAGUUUUAUGGAUUUAUACGACAACCAAAUUUCUCUAAAAGUUCUCAAAUAAGCAGUAACAUUAGGAAUGAUGAAGAAAAUAUACAUAUUUACGCACCAACUCAAGAGAGAAUUUCCUUUUCUAAUCAGCAAACUGAUGAACCACUUGGACCAUCGAGUCCAAUACCCGACACACAAGCCCCUCAUUUUAUAGGAGAGCUGAGAUCAAAAUAUACAUCUCCUCCAAGAGCUUCCACUACGCAAUUACCUUCGUCCUUACCAAAAAGAAUGAUUGGUAGCAGGGUAAAAGUUCCCGGUAGAAAUUACGAAAGCAGAAGUAAGACAACAGAUAAUACACCGACUGAAAAAAGUACCAGAAUUCGAACCAGAGGUCGUACUCAUUUCACAUCGUCCAGAAAUAUAAGACAGGAAACAGAUAAUGAGGAAACUGAAAACUACCCAGCACCUUUUCUGAAAAAUAAAGAAGCAGCUACCACGCCCAGUAGUUCAGAAUUCAAGAUAACUGUGAGUAUGGAUGAUGAUAAAGAAGAUCAAAUUUCUAACCCUGCUAUCAACAUUACUGAAAUAAAUCGACAAGCAAUUGAACUUUCACAAAACCCACUCACAAUACAGGAGGACACAAAAAAUCCUUCACACGACGAUGAAUAUGAGGAAACAGGUGGACAAGUGGAUAUAGUAUCAUUUCGUGAUAUGAUAAGACAUGGAAAUGCGAAGCAAAACGGUUUCAGAGUUGUGAAUUUUGAUCAAUUCGAUACUGCGGAGUCACAAAACUACAGAAGCUUGUUCAACACUUUAGAUAGUCCUCACAAAGUAAAUGAUUUGAAAUCGAAAGAAAUAGAAGAUAGUUCAACAUUAUCAUCUAUAGAUGCAAAGCUGUCUGAAGAAAUAGAAGAAACUUCGACAGUUAUUCCGGAAUACACAUCUGAUAAAUCAGAAAACUUUUUCACUACUACAGAAAUUUCAAAAUUGCAAAGUACAUCACUUGAAGACAUUAGCUCCACAAUUUUAAAUUCUCUUGAGGAGACAGUAGGAGAUGCAACAAUUGUUCCUGUUUCUAUAACGACAGAACCAAAAAUAGCAGUAACUACAGAAGAUAUACGAGAAACUCAGAAUAUGUCUUCUACGCAAUCGGUGGAUCUGGAAAUAACAUCCACUAUGAAUACUGAUGAAUUGGAAACAAAUACCACCGUUCAAACGAAAUCAUCUGAACAAACUCCUAUAGAUCUGCUCAACCUUCAAACAUCAACAUCCACAGAAGUAUCGCAUGAGACUGAAAUAUGUUAUAAGGGCAAGUGUGUAAAAUCGAAAAACAGAAAAUUCAGAAAGAGAUUAUUGCGUAAAAAAGUCAAUGAGUCAAACCUCUGAAGUGUGAAAAAUUGUGAAUGUUAUGUGAUAUAGCGAACUACUUCGUAUCAUGUUAACUCAGUGGAAUAACAUCGAAUGUAUGUGUUGUUUGAACAGUACCUAUGACACGAAUAUUUAACUGAUUGUAGCGAAUGUUUGUGAAUGUGGUGAACCAAAAAAAUUAUUAUUUUAU